This is a messenger RNA of Chiloscyllium plagiosum (whitespotted bambooshark), 6907 nucleotides long. Lineage: Eukaryota; Metazoa; Chordata; Chondrichthyes; Orectolobiformes; Hemiscylliidae. The record is from RefSeq and is a predicted model, not a curated record.
UUGAUUGUGCACUCGGCUUUUCAGUCUGUCUGUUGCUGCCUUUAGUGUGUUCAAGCUGCUGCUGAAGUGCUGUCCACCGCGUCUCCUCUCCCCUCCCCUCCCCUCACACUCCCCCCACCCUGCUCCACGCUGUGUCUCCCAUUGCUUAAACACACAUGGAAGGAGCAUCUGAAAAUGUGAAUCAAGGAGGAAGGGGGCUGGCACUGGAUUCUCGCCUUAGGGGCCAAAUGUCAUCUUGGGAAAUGCAAAUGAAGUCUACAUCAGCAACCGGAGAGACAGAGAGAAGGGUUUCAUUGCAAUUCUGAGCUCAGUUGCCGCCUCUCUUUCUCCCUCUUUCCUCUGUGUAUAUAUACACGGUGCUUUUAAAACGCCAGAUUCGGUCUCGGCAAGCAUGGGGCGUCAGGCUUUGCAAACUGCUUGGACUUAAAAGGAUUCAUCUACCCCCACCCCCAGACAGAUUGGACCCUCUCCCCCCCCCCCCAACUCAAAUGCUCCAAGUCAGCGGCAGCUCCUGGGGAGGGAGAGCUGGGGGAAUACGCCCAGAUUAUUCACUCUGCAAACGCCUGCCCUAAAGGUUUUAGCCUGGUGUUGAUGUGAGGGGCUUCUCGUCUGGAUUUGACUUUCUUUAACCACUUCGGGCGGCCCCCUUCUGAAACAUGUCUUCAGGACACCCUCUUCCACUCCGGAGAAAGCAAGGCAAUUGGCAAGACGUCUUACAGCAGAUGUGUCAGCAAAACUGAAGCCUGUGGAAUUAAAGGAGUAUAGCAGCAUGGAUAUAAAGUUGGAGGAGGCAGAAGAAGCAGAGGCUUGAAGAGUAAUGAAGCAAACCAUUAGCAUCUGCUGUACAAAACUUCAGUGACCAGAUGUGUUAAACAGUGUCUGCCAAAAAAACAACACACUAAAGAAGAUGUCACCGUCUGUCUGGAAACUUUGGGUCCUGUGGUGCUUUAUUGUCCUUGGUGGGUGGUUACCAUUUACAAAAGGCUUCAGCCGAGCUGCCUUGCCAUUCGGGCUGGUGAGGAGGGAACUCUCCUGCGAGGGCUACGCCAUCGACUUGCGCUGUCCAGGGAGUGACGUCAUUGUGAUCGAGAGUGCCAACUACGGCCGGACAGACAACAGGAUCUGCGACGCUGACUUCUUCCAGAUGGAGAAUGUGCAAUGCUACCUCCCAGAUGCCUUCAAGAUCAUGACGCAGAGGUGCAACAACCGAACACAAUGUGUAGUGGUAACGGGGUCAGAUGUGUUCCCCGACCCUUGUCCAGGGACCUACAAAUAUCUUGAGGUCCAAUAUGAAUGCGUCCCCUACAAAGUGGAGCAAAAAGUUUUUGUUUGCCCUGGGACUCUCAAAGGGGUUGUGGAGUCAGCCUAUGUGACGGAGGCUGAGCAGCAGUCUGGUGCCUGGUGUAAAGACCCCCUGCAGGCUGGGGACAAGAUUUAUUAUAUGCCAUGGACACCGUAUCGCACAGACACCCUGAUGGAGUAUGCCACGUUAAGUGACUUUGUCUCUGGACGCCACACGACCACCUACAAGCUGCCUCACCGCGUUGAUGGCACUGGGUUUGUGGUUUACGAUGGGGCGGUGUUCUUCAACAAGGAGCGGACGAGGAACAUUGUCAAGUAUGACCUGAGGACUCGAAUCAAGAGCGGGGAGGCCAUCAUUGCCAGCGCCAACUACCACGACACCUCCCCCUACCGCUGGGGCGGCAAGUCGGACAUCGAUCUAGCAGUGGACGAGAACGGCCUGUGGGUCAUCUAUGCCACCGAGCAGAACAACGGCAUGAUGGUGGUCAGCCAGCUGAACCCUUACACGCUGCGCUUCGAGGGCACCUGGUACACCUCGUACGACAAGAGGUCAGCCUCCAACGCCUUCAUGAUCUGCGGCGUUCUGUACGUGGUGCGUUCAGUGUACGAGGAGAACGAGAGCGAGACGGGCAAGAACUCAAUAGACUACAUGUACAACACUAACCUGAGGCGAGAGGAGUUUGUUGACAUCCCCUUUCCCAAUCCCUACCAGCAUGUAGCAGCUGUGGAUUACAAUCCACGGGACAACAUGCUGUAUGUGUGGAAUAACUACUUCAUCCUGAGGUACGCUCUGGAGUUUGGACCUCCUGACCCAGCCCAAGAACCUACCACCAUCGAGACCACAUCCUUGGUGACUACUGGCAUGAAGACCACGCUGGCAACCACAACCUCGACGACCAUGGAGAGAGCACCCACCACUACCACUCUGGCAGUGGGCACCAAGGAGGGCAGCCGUGGGCCCAAACUGGGGCUCCCCGAUGUCGGGACGAAAACGCCGACAGUGUCCAGUUUCCUCCCAGUCCCGGAGAGAUUCUGUGGGGCGACACAUGCCCGGGAAAUAGGCUGGCCUCAGACCCAGCAAGGACUCUUGGUGGAGCGCCCAUGUCCUAAAGGCACUCGUGGCACUGCCUCUUAUCUCUGUAUGGUUUCUACGGGAUUGUGGAACCCUAAGGGUCCUGAUCUUAGCAACUGUACAUCACAUUGGGUGAACCAAGUGGCACAGAAGAUCCGGAGUGGGGAAAACGCUGCCAAUCUGGCAAAUGAACUGGCCAAGCACACCAGGGGACCCAUCUACGCAGGAGACGUCAGCUCCUCGAUCAGGCUGAUGGAACAGCUCGUUGACAUUUUGGAUGCGCAGCUCCAGGAGCUACGACCCAGUGAGAAAGACACCGUGGGUCGCAGUUUCAAUAAGCUCCAAAAAAGAGAGAGGACUUGUCGGGCGUAUAUUAAGGCCAUUGUAGACACCGUUGACAAUCUGCUGAGACCGGAAGCUCUGCAGUCGUGGAAGGAUAUGAAUGCAACGGAACAGGCCCACGCAGCGACGCUGCUGCUCGAUACAUUGGAAGAAGGUGCCUUCGUCUUGGCCGACAACCUCAUGGAGCCAACCACCGUCACGGUGCCCACUGAUAACAUAGUUUUGGAGGUUGGUUUGCUGAUAACAGAGGGCCAGGUGAAGGAUCUGAGGUUUCCCCAGGGCUAUAUGGGUGGGAACUCGAUCCACCUCUCAGGCAACACCAUUAAGCAAAACAGCCGGACUGCAAAACUGGUCUUCACACUCUACAAGAGCCUAGGGCAGUUCCUGACCACGGAGAACGCGACAAUCAAGAUGGCGGGUGACGGAACUGGGCGUAAUUACUCCAUCGCAGUGAACUCGCACAUCAUCGCGGCUUCCAUUAACAAGGAAUCCAGCCGCAUCUAUGUGACAGAACCAGUGGUCUUCACCCUGGCACACAUUGAUCCUGACAACUACUUCAAUGCCAACUGCUCGUUCUGGAGUUACUCGGAGCGCACCAUGACUGGGUUCUGGUCCACCCAGGGGUGCAAGCUGAUUGACACCAACAGGACUCACACCAAGUGUGAGUGCCGGCACCUGACCAACUUUGCCAUCAUCAUGGCCCACAAGGAAAUUGAGUUCUCCACUGAGAUACACGAGCUGAUCCUGUCCAUCAUCAGCUGGGUGGGAAUUGUCAUCUCCCUCAUCUGCUUGGCCAUUUGCAUCUUCACUUUCUGCUUCUUCCGGGGUCUCCAGAGCGACCGCAACACCAUCCACAAAAACCUCUGCAUGAAUCUAUUUAUCGCAGAAUUUAUCUUCCUGGUGGGCAUCGAUAAGGUUGACUAUGAGAUUGCCUGCUCCAUAUUUGCAGGGGUGCUGCACUUUUUCUUCCUGGCUGCCUUUGCCUGGAUGUGCCUGGAAGGUGUUCAGCUCUAUCUCAUGCUGGUUGAGGUCUUUGAGAGUGAGUACUCCAGGAAGAAGUAUUUUUACCUGUGUGGCUACCUCCUUCCAGCAAUCAUCGUAGGUGUCUCAGCAGCUGUGGACUAUAAGAGCUACGGGACAAAGAAAGCCUGCUGGCUGAGAAUUGAUAAUCAUUUCAUUUGGAGCUUUCUUGGGCCCGUUUGCUUAAUCAUUUUGGUCAACCUCGUUUUCUUGUGCAUCACCGUGUACAAAAUGGUGAAGCACACGCCAACGUUGAAACCAGACUCAAGCAGGUUGGAGAACAUCAAUAAUUACCGUGUAUGCGAUGGCUACUAUAACACAGACUUACCAGGCUAUGAGGAUAAUAAGCCACACCUCAAGUCUUGGGUUCUGGGUGCUUUUGCUCUGCUUUGUUUACUUGGCUUGACUUGGGGAUUUGGACUGCUCUUCAUCAAUGAGGAAUCUAUCGUAAUGGCCUAUCUCUUCACAAUCUUCAACGCUUUCCAAGGAAUGUUUAUUUUUCUCUUUCAUUGUGCUCUUCAGAAAAAAGUCCGUAAAGAAUACAGCAAGUGUUUCCGUCAUUCACAGUGCUGCAGCGGGUUAACUGGUGACAGCUCCCAUAGCUCUGCCAAGGCCUCGACGAGUAGGACCAGCGCUCGGUACUCCUCUGGCAGCCAGAGUCGUAUUAGAAGGAUGUGGAAUGACACUGUGCGAAAACAAUCAGAAUCUUCCUUUAUCUCAGGUGAAAUCAACAGCACUUCAACACUUAACCAAGGGAUGACGGGCAAUUACCUACUAACAAAUCCUCUUCUGCGACCCCAUGGCACUAACAACCCUUAUAACACCUUGCUUGCGGAAACUGUUGUCUUUAAUUCCCCAUCAGCUGACGUGUUUAGCUCACCAGUGACCUACAGAGACACAAGUCAUUCACUGAACAACGGGAGGGACAACAGCGCGAUGGAUACUCUACCACUUAACGGGAACUUCAACAACAGCUACUCGAUUCGGAACGGGGAUUUCUCCAAUGACAGCGUGCAGGCGUUGGACUGCGGCUUGAGCCUGGGCGACACGGCCUUCGAGAAGAUGAUCAUCUCCGAGCUGGUGCACAACAACCUCCGAGGCAGCCACAAGGCGCCGAACCUCGAGCGCAGCCUGCCCGCCAAGAUGGCCGCCGCCGACCGAGGCCUGCCUGCCAAGAUGGCCACCGUCGCCAACAACAACAGCAGCAGCAGCGAGGACGACGCCAUCGUGGCCGACGCUUCGACCCUGGCGCGCGGAGACCGGCCCGGCCAGGCUCGGCAGCCCGAACUGGAGGCUCCGCUGAUCCCUCAGCGGACCCACUCUCUCCUCUACCACCAGCAGAAGCGGGCCGAGCCUGAAGCCGAGGCCCAGGCGGCUGAGCUUUCCGCCAAGGCCCAGGACUCGGUGCAGUCGCCCAACAGAGACUCCCUGUACACGAGCAUGCCGAACCUGAGGGACUCCCCAUAUCCACAGAGCAGCCCUGAACCAGAGGAAGAUCUGUCGCCCUCCAAGAGGAGUGAGAAUGAGGACCUUUACUACAAAAGUAUGCCCAAUCUCGGUGCUGGGAACCAACUUCAGACAUAUUAUCAAAUCAGCAAGGGCAACAGUGAUGGAUAUAUUAUCCCCAUUAACAAGGAAGAAGCGAUCCCAGAAGGGGAUGUGAGGGAAGGACAGAUGCAACUGAUAACUAGCCUUUGAAACACAAUCGCUAAAAACAAAAACUCAACUCUAAAACAAACACACUGAGAUAAGGACGUCUAAUAGGUGCCACCCCUCGUAUGUACCCAAACGGACAGUCCAGCCACCUGUGGUGCUUUUUACAUUGUACAGGAACAAAAUUUUAAAAAAACAGCUGGCUCCUGCAACUCUGACGUGACACAGGGAACGGACUGUGGCAACACAGAAACUGUCUUGUUCUGUUGCAAACUGAACCAGAAAAGUCACCUGGGGUCUUCUGUGUCUUUGUGCUGAUGCCUUGGGAGAACUUCUGGCUAUUCCAGUGCAGCUGUUUUUGAACACAGUUGUGUGUGUGUGUGAGUGUGUGUGCGUGUGUAUAUAUAAAUAUAAAUAUAUAUAUAGAGUUGCACCUUGCAUUCCUCAAGCCCUCCACUUCCUACCCAAUCCAGUGGGUCAGGGAGCCAGCCAACGAUGGGAAGACCUUGCAAUAGUUGUGUGUAGUCCCUUAAUUGUUCCCCCCUUCACAAGAGAGGCUUUGUCGAACGCAGAGAUGAACUGUGCUUCAUUGGCCGCUUUCCUUAAAGGGCCGGUCGUCUCCUCCCUGAUUGGUGAAUGGAGACACCCCUCCCGUCCAGCCAAUAGCAGCCCAGCCACAGGCCUUACACAUCACGUUCAUUACUCAGCUGUACAGCUUCUCUGUUCUCACUGAGAAAAGGCUAAAGAAAAUAUAUAUUUUGUUGUAUUGCUAUUGUAAAAUAAAUCAAAUACAUUGUCAGACCUGAGAAUUUUAAACAGUUGGAUGAAAAAUAUUGUGAGAGACUCCCGGACUGCACUGGAUGAUGAAAUGUGUUUCUCUUCUUUCGUUUGCAACUUGUCCACUGUGCAGAGCCAGCCAGAAGCGUUCCCCCUUUUCCUCUUUUGAGCUCCACCCUUCUUGGUUUUAAGGGAAAGCCUCUCUUCCUGUUUCCCUGAAUUUGCCACCUCUAACGGUUUCUUCUUUGGCCCAGAUGAGUUAAGCCCCUUUCGAUCUUCGCCGAGUCAUUCAAACCAGUUGUGCCAAGUCUGAUGAGCAUCAUUAAAUCAAUCUCCAUUUCUUUUGACUGUAAUAUACUUGAUGGGGUGAGGGGGGUGGGGGGGUGGGGGGGAGUUGGUAGAUGCAGAGUUUUUUUUUUCUGGGAGGGGUUGGGGGGGCAAUGAAUCGGCACUUUUUUUUGAGAAAGUCUUGUCAAGUCAAUCUGGUCCAGCCAAUCAGAAAAGCAGGCUGAAUCCCUGGGUGAUGAGCGUGGCCAGAGUUCAUGUCAUGGCCCCCAAGAAUUUAUUUAUUUCUCAUUGCCUGCAAUUCAGGGUUUGUACGGUCCCGAUAGAAAUUUGCUCCAGGAUAUGAUUUCUUUUUGUGUAUUUCCUAUUAAUAACGAGAUCCCCCACCCGCCUAAUACCUGAUGUAAAGUUUAACACUUCUUUGACAGUAAAUAAAUGUGAGAAUUUUGCAAAUAA